AUGUCGCUCCGCUUCGCCUCUCGUACCCUCGCUUCGGCAAGCCGUCUCCCGGCUCGUUCCGCCGCCGCGCCGGUCGUUCGCUGCAUGUCGUCUUCGCCCGUGAUGUACAAGAAGGCCGAGGAGCCCAUCUCCUCUGCUCCUGUUGUCAUGCAGGGCAAGCCGCAGUUCCCGGUGUACGUUGACCCCUUCAACCCGCCGAAGCCCGACGAGGCCCCGAGGGAGUACUCGGAGGGCACGAAGAACGUCGUCAAGGGCCUCGCCCGUGCGAUGGGCUACAACAGCCAGGCGACGACAGCGAUUCGUGAGACAAGGAAUAUGAUGAAGGAGAUUGUCGACGCUGUCGACAGGGACCGGGAUUUCUGGUACAAUGCUUGCAAGCUGCCCCCGACUUACCAGUCAUUCUUCCAGCUCCACCUGCUCUACGUCCUGCUUCUGGUGACCCGCCUGCGUGCCAUCCGCACCAACCCUGACGCUCCCGUCGAUGUCGAGAAGGACGGACCUGCGAUGGGAUCCCCUAUCCAGCUCCGAAAGCCUGCGCACGAGAGCUAUCCGACCGAGCUCCUGUCGCACUUCUUCGACCUCGCCGAGUCGCAGAUGCGCCUCGUUCUUGGCCGCACGGAGCGCGAGCGUGUCGUGCGCAAGUAUAUGGAGGAGAUGGGCGAGCAGUGGAAGGGCGCCGGAACGGGCCUGGACUACGUCCUUGGUCUCGGUAUCUCGGAGGACCCGGCCGAUCAGGCUCGCGCCGACUCGGAGCUCGCGAGCUGGGUCUGGCGCAACCUCUUUGCCAGCCGGGGCGUGACGCCGCCCAGCCCGGCCGUUGAGCCGACCGUUAACGAGCUCGAGUUCAUCGAGCAGCUCGAGUCCGUCGUCCACUUCGUCAGGAGAGAACUUCACAGGCUGUCGCAGAUCUCGGACGAGGACGUCAUGGCUGGUAAGGUUGGCGAGUGGGACAGGGUUGAGAAGGCGUAG
Molecule: messenger RNA, 969 nt
Organism: Trichosporon asahii var. asahii CBS 2479
Lineage: Eukaryota; Fungi; Basidiomycota; Tremellomycetes; Trichosporonales; Trichosporonaceae
Exons: 2
Coding region: 1-969 (322 amino acids)
Biological process (GO): mitochondrial respiratory chain complex III assembly
Cellular component (GO): mitochondrion
Source: RefSeq, a predicted model, not a curated record